CCCUCCCCCAUCAAAACACACCCUCGUCUUGUCGGGUAGGAGUGGCAGAUUCAUUCUCCGCUGGGCAUUCACGCUUGGUCGAGCUGGCCGUGGGACGCUGUCUACCGUUGUCACUUGUCAGCCCUGCGUGGUUGUUUUCCGACAAGCAUUGAAGAAGUGGCUUGAAGGAGUUGCCCGAAUCAAUUGGCUUACUAAGGCAUCUUCGUCAAAAUAUCUGGAACAAAAAUUAAAAGGUUAUGGUAUCAACUACGCACAUGUCAAAGAUUUCAGUGGGACCGAGUGUAAUAUAAGUCCGCCUUUACUACCACGUAUUGCUGUGCUUUCUUCUCUAGAACUACCAUGUUGAACCCAGAGCGCUUAUAGUGAUGAGAGUUAGUGAAUUAGUAGAUGAUGGAUUAAGAUCGUUGUUAAACACGGUGUAUUGUUUGAUUUAAGUGCUUGAUCUAUUAUUAUCUUGUUUUGAGAUUUAUUUUUAUUUUUAAAAAGAGUCUGGUUUCUAAAACAUCAAUUUGCUCUUUAAAAUAUUUGUUUUAAGCGCAUCAUAUUUAUCAGAGGGAUGCUUCAUUGUUACUGUGCUGCUAUAUAUGGCUAUAUAUGAUUGGCAUAUGUAAACAUUUUGAAGCCCUUAGCUUGUUGCUGACAGGCUUUGUCUGGCCCUCUAAAAUUGGUUUUUGGAAGGCAAAAGACACAUACAUAUAACAGGCCUGGAAAAGGAAUCGUUUUCAUUAUACCUUUAACAAGAAGCUGAGACAAGUACACGUGUAGAUUAUUAUCUAGUUGUCAACAUAAUCAGUUGCAUUUUGGUCAUGUUUGUCCUGUUUUCUGGUUUUGUGACUGAUGGAUCUACCUUAUUCAUGUUGAAUAUAAAGUAUCGCUUUCUUCUAAUUCAGUGAUGUGAAGACUAUCCUAUUGCCUAGUCACUUAUGUCAGAUCCUUCAAUAGGAAAUUCAUUUGUUGCCUUUGUUUCACGUGGUUGACAUUCCAAUUUUCUUACUAAUACAAGGUCCUUGUGUGCUUCAAUGAGACUAAAUUUUGUGUGUGAUUUUGCAAACUGAAUAUCUUUCUCUAUAUGCACAUAUGCAAAUAAAAAAUGAGCUAUGGUUUGGCGGUGGGAAAUCUAUAAUUUUAUGCUACUUGUAUGUAGUGUUUGGGAUUCGUGGAGAAUCUUUAUUUGCAAUUUUGAAGUAUGUUCACAUUUGCAUGUAUUAGACAUAGACAUUGAACCUUUUUUUUUUUUUGGCCCCUAAGAUAAUUAUUGACUUUUCCUUCAUGAAUAUGUAACUCUUUGUUUUCAGACAAUUUUAUAAACUAGGUUGGAGGAAUCUUGGAGUCAGAACAUGACAGUAGAUGACAAAGAAGAGAAUAUUGAAUUCAAGUGGGGCAAAAUGAAAGCAAGAGGUGGAAGAAAUAAAGCUGUGAUAUUUUAUGAAUCUUUCACUUAUGAUGGUGUGGAGUAUAGCCUUUUUGAUUCAGUAUAUGUUUACAAAGAAGGUGAAGAAGAGCCUUAUAUUGGUAAACUCAUAAAGAUUUGGGAGACCUCUGACAAGAACAAGAAAGUGAAGAUUCUUUGGUUUUUCCGUCCCUGUGAGAUUCUUAAUUUUUUGCCAACUAAUGAGACACGCAACAAUGAAUUGUUCUUAGCUUCUGGGGAAGGCUUAGGCCUAGUAAAUAUCAAUCCUUUGGAAGCUCUUGUUGGUAAAUGCAAUGUUAUUUGCAUUUCCAAGGAUAGUAGGAAUCCACAACCACUAGAUGAAGAAGUGCAAAGAGCUGAAUAUGUAUUCCAUCGAGUAUUUGAUGUUGGGCACCGUAAAGUAUCAGAUAAACUCAGUGACCAGAUUGCAGGAUAUGAUGUUAAAUGUUUACUUAACAAAUUAGAUAGUCAAAAACCAGUUGAUCUAAAGGAACUGAGUAUAGAGGAGAAAGAAGUUAGUGGGAAAGACAUGGAAAGAAAUGAAGUUGUGGUGCCUCCAAGUCAAGAAAAUAUUCAAUAUAUGACUAGAGAGGAAAAUGGCAAGUUUGUUGAAACAUUAGUGACUAAAAAUACCGAGUCUAAGUUGGGAGAAAAACCUGCCUCUAAUGGAGGUUUCGGUGAGGCACGUAAAUCCAACGUUGGAUUUUCACCCACAAUUAAUGACAAGUCCAUUCCAAUGGUUAAGGCUAAUAAGAAUGAAGAUUGUGAUGCCUUUUUGGCAAAGAAAAAAUCUUCUGACAAAAAACAACUGGCUUUGGGGGAAGGAUUGGAGCGGCAGUUAGCUAAAGGAUCUAAUAGAUCAAAACAGAUCUCUGAUGAGAAGAUCGCCUUGACAUCUAAGAUUGGUGAAGGAGGAAAACGUGUAGCUGUUGGGGGUUCUGUUAGACAAGAAUAUGUUAAGGGGGAUGGAAAUUUUACACAUGAUACCAAUGGAUUGGUGGAGGACAAGCAUGGUAAGAAGACAAAGCUUGGCGAUUCUAAAAGAAACAUGAAUGUGAAGCAAGGUGAUGGCAUGCAAUGUAGGAGACUCGUUCAUGAUGAUGAUGAUAACGACAUAGAGACUUUAGUUCCAAAUUUAAUCUCAUCAAAGGACAAACACAAACUUCGACGGGAGAAAGAUUCUAGUGAUGGAGAGGGAAUCCCUUCCAAGAGGUUGAAGCUUGACAAUAAGCCAACAAAACUCUCUCAUAACAAGUUGCAUAAGGAAUCUUCUACAAGAUCUCCAAAUGGGGAGCAAAAGAUAGAUUCUUGUGAAUGUGAAGUUACUCAAAGACCUGAUGCUGAUAAAAGCAAAUGGUUCAAGGGGCUUCCUUGGGAAGAAAGAAUGAAAUCUGCACAUGAACAAGGAACACUUGUGCUGCUUCAAAAUUUGGAUCCUUCUUUAACUUCUCAGGAGGUAGAGGAUGUAGUCUGGCAUGCAUUUCAGGAACAUUGCACGGCAAAGAUAAUCCAAGCAACUGCAUUUUCUAGCCCCCAUUCUGGUCAAGCUUUUGUUAUAUUUAAAAGAAGGGAAGCAGCGGAAGAAGCCAUAAGAAAAUUAAGCCAGAGUUGUUUAUUGAUGUCAAAUGGACGUCCCCUUGUUGGGUCCGCAGGAAAGCCUUGCUUCCCAGAAAAAAGGCCAAAAUUUUAUGGCCAUAUUGUUAUUGAUCAACUUCGGAUGCAAAUGCAACGUGAGAUGAAAGAUGCUGUCUCUACUUCACAUUGUUCUCAGUCCAAUAAUGUUGAAUAUGAUAUGGCUAUGGAUUGGUGCCUGCUGGAAGAAAGAACUGAUUAUGCAUGGAAAAAACUGUUCCAGCGACAAGGUGAGGAGUUGAGAAAAGUCAAGGCAAAGCUGAAGGCAAAAUGACCUGUAAUGACCUUGCGCUUAAUUUUUGGCCAAAUUCUCCAGGGUGAAACAGAAUAUAUCUAUGGUUGAGAACCUACAUCCUAGUGUAGUAGGUUUAUAGUAGCUCUCGAAUUUAUUUGCACUCUCCAAUCAUUCCUUGGCAGGAGUAAAGGAUUUUGGCAGCUCCUCAGCAUGGUUUUACCAUUCUCCAGAUAUUUGUGUUUUUGGUCCCCACAAUGUGCAAUUAGGCUUCCGAUGAACUAGGCAGUUUCCUUUUACUUUUUGUCUUUUUUUAAUUCAUCCGUUGCAAAUACUACUUCCAUGUGUACUGGUUCUAUAAUGACAGUUUGUACCGCCACAACUCAGUUGCAAGUACCAGCUGGUUCAAUAUGUGUAUAGUAUCCCUGUUUGUUCAAACGGUAGAUAUCUCCUAUGUCAAACUGAACCUCUUAUGGUAAUGAAAGUGAGGGAAAUGCUAUAUUUCCCAAGUUUUGUGCAAUAGAAA
Prosopis cineraria is the source of this 3801-nucleotide messenger RNA. RefSeq lists its product as uncharacterized. The record is from RefSeq and is a predicted model, not a curated record. Gene Ontology annotation, cellular component: nucleolus. The transcript has 12 exons. The coding region runs from base 1338 to 3317 and encodes 659 amino acids. Lineage: Eukaryota; Viridiplantae; Streptophyta; Magnoliopsida; Fabales; Fabaceae. Gene Ontology annotation, molecular function: chromatin binding; RNA binding.